UCCGGACGCCGCGGGCGCGGGAGCGCGGACAUCCUGGGUCCCGGCUGAGCGUGUCCCGGGAGCCCAGCGGUGCUAGCUCACUCUGGGCAGGGCAGACCCCCGUGGGACCCGGCGCCGGCUGUUCUGGACUGGACAGAGCGAAGCCUGGACGGUGCCAAGCCGGGGGAAUGCCGGGUGCGGGCUGAGGGAUCCCGGCGCCCUCGGAUCCCUCCGACUUUGGCUAACGAGCUGGGACUGGCCCGGCGUCGCCUCGGUCUCCCUGAGCCCGAGUCACCUGUGGCCUCCGAGCGCCGGGCCCGCCGGACCCUUGCUUCUUACCCACCCAGAGCCCGGCGGGGGUUGGGGGAGAUUUUUCCUUCCCCCUUUCCGGGAACGCGGAGGCCCCGCCCCCUCCCACCGCCCAGAUGUCUCCAGGGGUGGUUCUGAGGACCUUCCUGAGGCCAGGGGCCGAAGGGUCCAGAGAAAGAAGCCCGCCCUAGGGAGCCUGGGGGCCCCCCCAACCUCGACUUGGGGCUUGGCCCCCAACGCUGCUCGGAAGGCAGGCCGGUGCCCCCACCCUCGGGGGCUGAUUCUCCAAUCCAGCUCUCUUCCCAGAGCUACCCACAUCUGGAGCCCCCUCCACAUCUGGAAGACCCCAGCCACCAUCUAGUUGCAUCCAGAGACCUCUGCCUUUGCAACUGCCCAGGAGUCGUGAAGGGGUUGCUGCUGCCUUCCCCUAAUCACAAGGGCAUCUCUUACUCUUAGUCCCUGCAGAGUCAUCCCCCUGCCUCUGUGUCCAAGCUCAGCCAGACAUCAGCCCAGCAUACCCACAGGCACUUCAAGUCCUGGAGGCCACUCCUGAGACCCAAAGCCCCUCCCCCACCCCUCCUGUGUCCUCACCUUGACCCCCUCUGUCAGAUUCUGUCUCCCUCUGGGUGUCCCAUUCCCCACCCAGAGGCAGAGGAGGAGAGAGGUCAGGGGGCAGGGGCUGGGUGAGGGCCACCCAGGGCCAGGGUGGGCUGGGGGGCCGUUAAGAUGUGGAGCUCUGCCUGGCCGAGGGGGGCUUCGUGGAGGCAGACGCAGUGUGUGCCUGGCUGGGGGGAGUAUGGGCAGGCCUGCGGCCACGUGGUAAAGGAUGAACAUUCGGGGCACCCUGGACCUCGGGCAGCCCAGUGACGACCCCAGCAGUGGUGGCCAGCGUGAGCGGAUUCGACAGCGCAUGAAGAUGGUCAUCGGGCAGCUCGAAGGCAUCCUGCGGGAGCUCAAGGAGGUGGCCAAGGAGCUCAGGGAGGUGGUGAGCCAGAUUGAUAAGCUAACCUCAGACUUCGACUUUGAACUGGAACCGGAUGACUGGACCACGGCCACUGUGAGCAGCACCUCCAGCAGCGACAAGGCGGGCAUAGGUGGCCCUUUUGACCUGGGCCACCUCGACUUCAUGACAGCUGACAUCCUCUCAGACAGCUGGGAGUUCUGCUCCUUCCUGGACGUCUCUACCCCCUCAGACUCUGUGGAUGGCCCAGAGCCAAACCGGCCAGGGGCUGGCCCUGACUACCGGCUCAUGAAUGGUGGCAUGCCAAUUCCCAAUGGGCCACGGGUGGAGACCCCAGACUCCUCUAGCGAGGAGGCCUUCAGCACAGGCCCUGCCAAGGGCCAGCUGCCCCAGCGGACCCCGGGCACACGGGAGAGAGUGCGGUUCAGUGACAAAGUGCUCUACCAUGCUUUGUGCUGUGAUGAUGAAGAGGGGAAUGGCGAGGAGGCAGUGGCAGAGGAGGAGGUGGGCCUGUCCCCAGAGACUCCCCGUACAGAGGUCCAUGUGGGGCCUCUCAAGACCUCCCUGGCCCCCUACAAGCCGAGGCGCUCUCCACUGACCGGCCACCGCUCAGGCCCCACCUCGGCUCCUGAGCAGACCCGAAGGGUCACAAGGAACAGCAGCACCCAGACAGUGUCAGACAAGAGCACGCAGACGGUAUUGCCCUACACGGCCACCAAACAGAAAGCCAAGGGGAAAAACUAGGGGCCAGGGAGGGGGCAUAGUGGUGGGCACAUAGAGUUAUAAAUAUAUACAUAUAUAUUUAAACAAACUCAGUCAUAAUAAAAUUUAAAAAUGCUAAGGA
Messenger RNA from Pteropus alecto (black flying fox), 2093 nucleotides. It is a transcript of the gene INSYN1, whose product is annotated as chromosome unknown C15orf59 homolog. Bases 1115 to 1993 code for a protein of 292 amino acids. The record is from RefSeq and is a predicted model, not a curated record. Gene Ontology annotation, biological process: inhibitory postsynaptic potential. Gene Ontology annotation, cellular component: postsynaptic density. Lineage: Eukaryota; Metazoa; Chordata; Mammalia; Chiroptera; Pteropodidae. The transcript is spliced from 3 exons.